CUUGGGAAAAAAAGCAAUCGUUUGACAAACGAUUGUGGCAAAGCAUUUAUGACGGGGCCCACAAAUUGGUAAGUUUGAGAAAGUUUUGUUCAAUUCGUAUCAUCAACUCAAUGAAAUACCAGCAUGCUGCAAAAAUGAAGACAACCAUUCAUGCAAUUGGAGCUGCCAAAAUGGCUACUAUCGAUGCCAUCGAUAUGCUUCAAAACACGUAUGACAGCAACAUGGGUGGUCGCAGCAGCAGCAGCGUCAGCAACAUUGCUGAUCCCAGCAGCAGCGGUGGUGGUACUUCAAGCGGCGGCAGCAACAGCGGUAAAGUUAACAUUGGUGGUGGACUCGGCGGCAGCAGCAGCAGCGAUAGUCCAAGCGGCAUCAGCAGUAGCAGCGGUCUUAACGUCGGUGGUCAAGAAAUGUCGUUCAAUAAUCUUGGGAAUGACGAUGAGCUUAAGUUCCAUUUCAUUGCUCAUAAAAAGACCCCACUUAAUGAGGAGGAGACUGAUUUUUUGCUUAAUUAUACGGACAGUUCCUGCAAAGGCAGACUGUUCGAAAUUGCUGCAAAACUUUUAGUUAAAAAAAUCACUGUACGGGAGGAGGCGUUGUUGGCGCUCAGUCUUUCGGGGAUAUACAAUUUGAUCAACCCAUUUACAAAAGUUGUAUUUUCCACUUACCCUCCCUGCUAUCUUGACGACACCACGGUUUCUUCACUUGAACCAAACCCCCCAAUCAUCAUCGAGCAAAUUACGUCAUUUGUAAUUAUUGAUGAUAUGCUGUCGUUUAUCCAAGCCUGACAACGUUACUAAGCAAUGUCACAUCCAAACCUAACAUUGAUGAUAUGCUUGCGUUCAUAUGAACCAAAAAGCUUUUCUGAGUCAGGGAAA
Mucor mucedo is the source of this 875-nucleotide messenger RNA. RefSeq lists its product as uncharacterized. The transcript is spliced from 4 exons. Bases 111 to 785 code for a protein of 224 amino acids. The record is from RefSeq and is a predicted model, not a curated record. Lineage: Eukaryota; Fungi; Mucoromycota; Mucoromycetes; Mucorales; Mucoraceae.